AUGUUUUUAUAAACAACAUUAAAUAACAUAAUGAUAGUCACUGUUAUUUACCACAUUCAUCGUUGCAGAAUGUUCAUGAACGUCUUGGUCUUGUCUAAUGUCCUGCGUAUGUAAUCAUUAAUCACAAAAAUAUUUUGUGAGCUUGUUAUGUUGUUUAAUUUUGUUUACUCUGUGGCCUGUGGCAUGGCAAGGCAAGUAACACAAGAAAUUUAAAACUAGUUUUCGCGUAUGUGCAUGAACGAACGUUAAAUUUUUGUCGCAUAAAUCGUAAAAUCGUUAAUCACAACUCGCAAAUCGCUGCUGCAAGAACUUACCUUAUUACAUAACCGUUUUUGGGUCGAUCCACGAUUAUUAUUUAGGGGAAGUGUAUUUCCCAAAAGAUAAAUGCAGCACGUCGACGAGGUGCAGGCGCGGGAGUACAGGAAACGCAGAAUACGCUCCAUACGGAUAGGUGAAAGAGCAAACUAUGUCAACAGCCCUCAUGUCAUCGCAAUGGUCGGCCUGCCAGCCAGAGGCAAGACGUAUAUUUCAAAGAAACUAUCCAGAUACCUGAAUUGGAUCGGCAUCAACACUAGGGUGUUCAAUCUAGGCGAGUACAGGCGCCAUGCUACCUCGGCUUACAAGAAUCAUGAAUUCUUCAAGCCGGACAACACUGAAGCAAUGGCUAUCCGUGCUCAGUGUGCUAUCGAGGCAUUGCAUGACGUCUGUCAGUGGCUAGAGAAUGGCGGUGAAGUGGCUGUGUUUGAUGCCACCAAUUCCACAUUGGAUCGACGGAGGGUUAUCCAGAACUUCGUAGUCAACAAAAUGGGAUUCAAGCUGUUCUUCGUUGAGUCGGUCUGUGACGAUCCCGCUAUAAUCGAGCAAAACAUAAUGGAGGUUAAAGUGAGCAGUCCCGAUUAUAUGAACAUGAACAAAGAUGCCGCCCUUACCGACUUCCUGCAAAGGAUCCAACAUUACCAAGAGAGAUACAACCCCCUGGACGAACAACUGGAGAAAGACGUUUCUUUCAUGAAGAUAUACAAUACAGGAGAAAAAGUUGUGGUCCACAAACACGAAGGACACGUCCAAGCCAGAAUCGUUUACUAUUUGAUGAAUAUCCACAUUACACCCCGAACAAUUUAUCUAACUAGACAUGGUGAAAGUGAGCAAAAUCUGGAGUGUCGCAUAGGCGGUGACUCAAAUUUGAGCGACAGGGGUAGGCAUUAUGCGAACGCACUAGCAGCUUACAUCCAAGAACAGAAGAUCGAGGGUCUCAGAAUUUGGACCUCUUGGCUCAAGAGGACUAUCCAGACGGUUGCAGGGCUCCACGUACCCCAGGAGAGAUGGAAGGCACUGAAUGAGAUAGAUGCCGGCGUUUGUGAGGAAAUGACGUAUGAAGAGAUAAAGGAAAAUUAUCCAGAAGAAUUCGCUUCUCGAGAUCAGAAUAAGUUUGCUUAUCGAUACCCGAGAGGUGAAAGUUACGAGGAUCUGGUGGCUCGUUUGGAGCCCGUUAUUAUGGAAUUGGAAAGGCAGGGUAACGUCCUUGUGGUGUCCCAUCAAGCCGUCUUGCGCUGCUUACUUGCGUAUUUCUUAGAUAAAUCCGCAGAUGAGCUGCCGUAUCUCAAAGUUCCCCUGCACACCAUAAUAAAAUUAACGCCCGUUGCUUACGGUUGCCGAGUCGAACACAUUUCUCUCAACAUAGACGCCGUGGACACCCACAGGCCAAAACCAGCAGUCCCUGGGGAGUUGGAGGAGAGGUUCAGGGUGAAAAACAAACUUAAAAUAAAUAGUUCGUCUACUUGAUUACCGAGUUUAUAUGAAACGACUGAAAACUGGGUGCCUAAAAAAACGUUAAUAUUGAUCUUCAUUGAUGUGAUUUAUCACCUGUUUGGUUUCGUUUAUUAUAACCAAUGUUCGAGGGUGUAAGUAGUUAGCAGAUAAUAGAGUGUUAUAUUUAAAUUUGGAACCAACCGUGUACGUGUAGGUAGUUCUUUUUGACUUUAUGUAUAUAUAACGUAAAUAUAUUUCAGAUAUUGUAUGUACUUUGCUAUGUUAUUAUAUGUAAUUGAAAAUUAUUUUUAUUGUCUUUCUGUGGUAUAAUAUACUUGUAAUAUAUAAUUAUUGUUAAAUAAAGUUAUUUUAUAA
Molecule: messenger RNA, 2124 nt
Organism: Anoplophora glabripennis (Asian longhorned beetle)
Lineage: Eukaryota; Metazoa; Arthropoda; Insecta; Coleoptera; Cerambycidae
Gene: Pfrx
Product: 6-phosphofructo-2-kinase/fructose-2,6-bisphosphatase
Exons: 8
Coding region: 385-1782 (465 amino acids)
Biological process (GO): fructose 2,6-bisphosphate metabolic process; fructose metabolic process
Cellular component (GO): cytosol
Molecular function (GO): fructose-2,6-bisphosphate 2-phosphatase activity; 6-phosphofructo-2-kinase activity; ATP binding
Source: RefSeq, a predicted model, not a curated record